UUAAUGUAGGUGAGAGUCAGAGCAGUCAGACUGCUGUAGUCUGUUCUGCACAGUCACAUUGUUCUUUUAAUCAUGGCUGGUCUCCUGCUGCUAGUCGUUCUCAUGUAUUCUUUUCAUGAAAUUAAAGCACAAGCCAGUCUUCCGCCUGAACUGACAGUGCAUCCACCUGCGAUCACAGAGACGGACUCAGUCACACUGAGCUGUCAGACUCCAUCAUCUGUUUCUGUGUCUCAGUGUGAUUUCUACAUUGCAAGCCAGAAACUGUCCAAAGGUUCCUCCUGUGUGCAGACACUGACAGCGACUGAGCUGCUGAAGAUUGCACAUAAGAGUUUACCUGCUGAGGCUGAAGUGAGAUGUUCUUACACUGUACAAAUUGAUACUUUUAAACGUACAUCUCCUGACAGCGAGCCAUCCACCAUCACCAUAAACAAUCUUCGUCCACCUAACCUGACAGUAAAUCCACAGAUGAUCACAGAGACAGACUCAGUCACAGUGAACUGUCAGACUCCAUCAUCUGUUUCUGUGUCUCAGUGUUAUUUCAUCAUUUCAGGAGAUAAAACUGCCAAAACAUCUUCUUGUCUGUGGACUUUCACAGGGUCUGAAUUUCUGUCAUGGACACGUCAACGUUCACCUGUUACACUUGAAAUGACCUGUUAUUACAUUUAUAUAUAUAAAUCUCCAGUGAGUAACAUGUCACCAAUCACAAUACAAACUCCUCGACCCGAACUGACAGUGAAUCCACAGAUGAUCACAGAGACAGAAUCAGUCACAGUGAACUGUCAGACUCCAUCAUCUGUUCCUGUGACUCAGUGUUUUUUGUACUUUAUGAAUGGAAGAAAAUCUACGUCCAUCUCCUGUCAGCAGACACUUACAGGAACUGAGCUGCUCUCUAUGGCACGGCAGAGUUCACCUGCUGAGGUGGAUGUGACAUGUUUUUACAGCUCAGAGCAUAAAGGAGGACAAUACCAGUCUCCUCACAGCAACAAAUAUUCCAUCAGCAUACAAAAUCCUCGGCCUGAACUGGCAGUGAAUCCACAGAUGAUCACAGAGACAGACUCAGUCACAGUGAACUGUCAGACUCCAUCAUCUGUUCCUGUGUCUCAGUGUUAUUUCAUCAUUUCAGGACAUAAACCUGAUAAAGCAGCUCCUUGUCUGCAGACUCUGACAGGGUCUGAAUUUCUGUCAUGGACACGUCAAAGUUCACCUCUUGCAGCUGAAGUGACCUGUUAUUACUUUUAUAUACAGAAAUCUCCAGAGAGCAACAUGUCACCCAUCAAUAUACAACCUCCUCGGCCUGAACUGACAGUGAAUCCAACUAUGAUCACAGAAACAGACUCAGUCACAGUGAACUGUCAGACUCCAUCAUCUGUUCCUGUGUCUCAGUGUUUUUUGUACUUUAUGAGAGGAAGAAAAUCUGCGUCCAUCUCCUGUCAGCAGACACUGACAGCAACUGAGCUCCUCUCUAUGGCACAGCAGAGAUUACCUGCUGAGGUCAAAGUGACAUGUUUUUACACAUUAGAACAUAAAGGAGGACCACAUAAGUCUCUGCAUAGUAACACGUCCUCCAUCAGCAUACAAACUCCUCGACCUGAGCUGACAGUGAAUCCACAGAUGAUCACAGAAACAGACUCAGUCACAGUGAAAUGUCAGACUCCAUCAUCUGUUUCUGUGACUCAGUGUUUUUUGUACUUUAUGAGAAGAAGAAAAUCUACGUCCAUCUCCUGUCAGCAGACACUUACAGCAACUGAGCUCCUCUCUAUGGCACAGCAGAGUUCACCUGCUGAGGUGGUAGUGACAUGUUUUUACAUGUCACAGCAUAAAGGGGGACAAUACCAGUCUCCUCACAGUAACAUAUCCUUCAUUAACAUACAAACUGAAAAAAACACUUUGACCUCUGCUCCUCCCCCAUCUAUGGACUUUACAAGUCACACAAUCAGGAGAAACACAACUAUUGUGGAGACUACUUCUUCUCUGACCACACCAAGGACAUCUUCAGUACCUUCUGCUCAUAAACUUCUACCUGUAGUUGUUACUGGUUUUGGUGUAAUCGUGGGCAUCAUCUCACUGGGAAUGGCUCUUGUCUGUGUGAAAAGAAGAAAUGAUAAUUUUUCAAGCACAAAAAAAACUGACCGAGGAGGAUGGAUGUCUCCAAAUGAUACUGAAGCCUUCAAUAUGACCAGUUUGGUCCCUGGUGAUGACCCACCUAAAGGGUCUAAUCAACUCAAAAGACAAGAGUCUCAAACUGAGAGUUCUUCCUUAUACCACUUGUACUCCAGCAUCCCUGAGGAGCCAGAUGAAACACCUUCAAUAAAAACAGACCUGGCAUACAGCACUCUACAGCCACACUGAAACACAUUAAAAAAAUUGAAUUGGGAUAAAACAGAAGAUAAGACUAAAAGGUCAUUACACAUUUAAGCCAUAUUGAUAAACUAGGAAACUAUUUUUCUUUCUUUCUUUUUUUUGUAGCAAUCUCACCUGGAUAAUAUUUCUACUUAAGACAAUAAUUUCCAAAAGAUUAAUCAAGAAUUAUUAAACCCAAUUUAACACUUUGUAAGUGCAUGGCUUGCUUUCUGGUGUCAGCCCAGAACUUUGUAUCACCAGUGCACUGAGUAUUAUUCAAGCAGUAUUUGUGCUUUCUACAAAAUGUGUUCUGUAGAACAUUAUGGAGUUUUUUUUAUAUACUUUCAUUACUGUGCCUCACAAGGGCAGUGCCAGCAAAAAUGCUGGAGCUUUCUUUAUGUUUAUGUACCUUGUUAAGAAUGAUCUUAAUAAGGGCACCACCUUUAAAAGAAGGAAAAUCAAUAAAGCAAUUAAGCUGAUCUUAACGGAUUAACCGUUAAUUUGGGGAUUCUAAUAACUAAAAUCAUUAAAAUCAGUGGGAUAUCUAAAUAAGUUAUUAGUUUAAUCAGACUCGUAAAAUACAAUAUCGAUUUGAAACCAGUUAAUAAUAAUUACAAUCACUGUUAUAUGUGUCACGUGAAGGCUGUGUGCAGGCAGGAGGGGUGGUAAGCAGGACCCAAUGCGCAGAUACUCAGGGGCAGAAAGUAAACUCAAACUCAGAUUUAUUGUUAGCUGGCAAAGAGUGAACUAGCAAAACUGAGAAUACAAAUACUAAACUGAAAAUAACAAUAACCUGAACUGGCAGACAGACAGACAGCACACACAGCAUGAAAUGAGAGUAGAUCGUGACACGGACAGAUGAAAACACAGGGGUUAUAUACACAGAGGGAGCAAUCAGGGAAUGAGAGACAGGAGGGAAACACAGCUGGAACAAAUCAGGGCUGACGAGACAAAGGAAGCAAAACUAGACGCAUUAACAUCAGACACAGAUUUUCAAAGUAAAAUAGAAAACACAGACUUACAAACGCAGACUCACAAACAGGCACCGAAACUAAACACAAGGAGCUAGAGAGCAAAAACAGCAAACACUGGAGCCCAGAAAAGAACUCAAAACAACCAACCAAACAAAAAAGGUUCACAAAAGGUGCAGGCGGCCCACCUCCAAAAAAAGUUCAGGGGGCUGGCCCAGAGGCUGACAGCACAACAGUCCAAACCCGGGCAGUUCAGGGGGCCGGCCCGGCGGUCGACGGCCCAAGAGUCCAGAACCAGGAAGUUCAGGGGGCCGGCCCAGAGGUCGACAACACAAAAGUCAAAAAACCAGUCCAGGAGGCUGACCGCGGAGCCAGCAGCCGCAACAGCGAUAAUAUCCAGCCAAUCGCCUGAAAAGUGGCUGGACAGGACAAGGACGAGGUGAGGCAGGACCAGACGGUGCGGAGACCUCUGGCGCAGACGAAGCAGGACGGGGUGAGGCAGGACCAGAUGGCACCGAGACCUCUGGUGGAGACAAAGCGGAACCAGCCCAUGCGGAGGCCGAAGGCAGAGACGAAGCAGGACUAGAUGGCAGCAUGACAACCGCAGGCGACGGAAUUGGUGGUGGCACUGCAGGCGGCAGUGUGGAAACUGCAGGAGGUGGCGCUGCAAGCAACGGCAUGGGAGCCGCAGAUGGAGGAGCAGGUAGUGGCACUGCAGGCGAUGGUGUGGGAGCCGCAGAUGGUGGCACUGCAAGCGACAGCGUGGACGCUGCAGAUGGUGGCGCUGCAGGCGACAAAGGUUGGACAGGCCCCUCGGACCCUCCAGUGGAGACAGAAGGCUGAAAGGGCCCCUCAGACCCUUCAGCGGAGACGGAAGACAGCUGCGGAAGCCAAACGUGACCCGUAGAAGGGUGGCUCGAGCUCCCGGGCAUGCUUAGCCUCCUGCCUCACCCUCUCCUUGGGGAAGGCAGGAACGGCGAACCUCUGAUACCAAGCGGAGUCUGCUGGGUCCAUGUUCUGGUUGCAAUCUUCUGUCAUGUGAAGGCUGUGUGAAGGCUGGAGUGGUGGUAAGGAGGACCCAAUGCACAGACAUUAGGAGGCAGAAAGUAAACUCAAACUCAGAUUUAUUGCUAGAUGGCAAACAGAGAACUAGCAAAACUGAGAAUACAAAUACUAAACUGAAAAUAACAAUAACCUGAAAUGACAGAAAGACAGACGGAACACACAGCAUGAAAUGAGGGUAGAUCGCAACACAGACAGAUACUUGGUGUAAGAAGGAAAGAAGUUCUGAUAGUGACCACGAGAAAACCACCCAAUCCACCAGACACAUGCAGAAAAUACAUUAGUGCAUGCACACAUUGCAGGGGUAAUAAUACAGUGGAACCCCGACUUACGAAUACCCCAUUUAACGAAAAAUUCAAGUUAUGAAGGCACUUAACGGCAAUAUUUCUGCCCGUGUUAUGGCAAAAUGCCUGCGUAACGAAAUCCGCUGGCUCUGAUUGCCUGUGCCCUGAAUGCCUUCCGAAUCAUGUGACAACCCCUUGCCUUUCGUACUUGCGCUUUGCUGUUCCACUUGAACGACGGAUUGUUGUUGCAGUUAGCAAUUAGCCUAUAGCCUAUCGUUCACUCAAAAGGCACGAUGGGUGCUUCGACUUACGAAAAUUUUCGACUAACGAAAGACCCUCGGGAACGAAUUAAUUUUCGUAAGUCGGGGUUCCACUGUAUAUGCAAAGCCAAGAAGUUUUUAUUGAGCAUGGAAGGUACAGUAUGAAGUAGAUUCCAGGGUUCUUCUGUAGCACAGCUGCAUUAAAUAUUUUCUGUAUUAUGUUCAAGAUAUUUUUGUAACAGGAUAUGUUUUGCUCUUCUGGACACAGAUACACAUGAGUACACACACAUGCAUGCACAUGCAUGCACACACACAAACAAAACAAAACAAACUGUAAAUGAAGAAGUUUGUUCUUAAAUAUCGUUGGCUUUAAAACAUGAACAAACAGAAUAAAGGCGUGUUCAAAUCUACACUGUCUUUCUAGUAAUUUAUGUUAUUUAAUCAAUGUGAUUUUUUAAAAAGUUAAAAAAAAAUAUGAAUGUACUUCAAUACUAAAAAGGGAAACAGUCUCAUUGUGUAAAUUUAGUUCUGUUUAUGUUCUCUAAAAGUAGACCGUGAAUAAAAUUUUCUUGUACAGAUACUGAUAAAGUAAAUUUAAAAAGCUUGUCUUGAAAAAGUGAAACCCGAAUAUAUAAUUAAAUGCAGACCACACGAGUGAGAGAACAACUCUGCAUUCUCAUACUGCAGCUAGCCUAUAUUUCUAUACUUCAUAUAUUUUCAUCAGCCCCAGCAUGAGAACAAAUGAAUACUUCAACAUUACAUCACUAUUUACAAUUAUGGUAUUGCAUUUUUGACUUGUGUAUUUUUUCAGUUCAAUUCUUGAUGAUUUAAUGAAACACAAAGCAUGAGCUGGCUUUACUUAGCCAUGAACUGGUAAUUUAUUUAAAAACCAAUUCAAUUGUGAUAUUUGAUCUAAGUAUGAAAGCAAAUGCUGUGCCUUUGAAUUCUAAUUGAAAUUUGCACUUUACCUAAAUAAAGUGAACAUUAUUGAGUGAUUAUCAAACUUUAAGUUUGAUAAAAAAAGUGAAACUUUAAGUUUCACUUUUUCAAGACAAGAUUUUUAAAUUUACUUUAUCAGUAUCUGUACAAGAAAAUUUUAUCAAACUUUAAGUUUGAUGAUUACUAUUAAAAAUAGUUAAGCAUUUAUGUUGCCAUGAAACAAAAUAUCUCUAGAGCUGUUUGUUCUGGGUUUUGUUUUUUUUGUUUUUUUUACUAAAAUCCUAACAGCACAUUUGCAUCCGUAUAUAUUUGCAUCCAAAAGCUGCUGUUGCAGUUUAUCAAAAUGUGUUUCUUAUUAAGUUACUACUAAAACUUUGUAGGGGUGUAGAGUGGGUUCAUGUUAGUAUUCAAUUCAAAUUUGGCUUACACCCACUAAGGUCUUCAAGGUGAGGUUAAUGAUUUAUUCGUCAAAAAAUGACAGAAUAUAAAUUAUAAAUUUUGAUUUUUACAAGUGUGGUGUGUAUGGUCAACUUAUAGAAAGUAUGUCAUGUCAGAUUUGACCUCUGACCUCUCAUUCAAGAUCAAUAAACUGAUUCGAAGGUCAACACGAUAUUACUGCUAUAAAGAGCUAUUAAAAACUAUGUUCCUUACUGCAAUGUUGUACUGAAAACAUAAAGGGAAUGAUAUGGGGAUUCUAAAGAUCACCUUAUUUGACCUCUGACCUCUUCUUCAAGGUCAAGCAAGGUCAAACUAUAAAGACAAGGAUAAAAUGUUUUUUAUCUUUAAAACUAUGCUUUAAAUUCUGCUGCCUUUGUGUGGCUACAUUUAAGCAAUAAUAUUGGUAUGAUGGUAUUCUAAAUAUCAAAUUAUACUUUGCAUUUAAAUAUCAUGUCACAUGUGACCUUUUGACCUUACUUUCACAUUUGACCCACUGCCUUUAUCUUUAUGAAAGACAGUUUUGUCAAGAGAAAGAGAAUAACUGUUAUUUAAAUACUUAAAAGGAAUUUAAAUUCAAAUUUUGUCACACACACAACCAUACACAGUAUGACAUAAGGUGAAAUGCUUAUUGCUGUGCAAUGCCCAACCAUUAAAUGACAGUAAGAAUUGAAAGUAAGAUUUAUAGAUUACUACAAAAAUUUACAGAUUUAACUUAGAAAUUUACAGUAAGAUGUGCAAGUAACAGUUUACAUAAGAAAUUAUUAACAAAAAGAAAUUAUAAAUUAUAGGAAGUGUGCAAAAGGAAAAACCAGAGUGUGUGAGGAGAUGUAACGUCUGUGGGAGAGUUCAGUCCUACACCUGGUUCAGAGCUCGAAUAGCCUGGGGGAAGAAGCUCCUCAUCAUUCUCUCUGUUUUGGCCUUAAGGGAGUGGAAGCGCUUCCCAGACCUCAACAGUGAGAAGAGUCCGUUGUUGGGAUGGGAGAGGUCCAUCAUAAUCUUCCGGGCUUUAGUCCUGCACCGCUUGGUGCAGAUGGAGGUCAGGAAGCUCUGAUCGAAUGAUGCGUUCGGCCGAGCCAGUAGUGAUGCGCGAAUCAUGAACGAAUCGUUCAAUACUCGAAAAUCACUUCACUGACUCAUGAAUCAUGAUUCACAAGCCCAACUGACUCAUCCCUGUUAGCAAACUAAUUUCAUUAGUAUAAAUAUAUCUAGCUUUUAAUUAAAAUUGUGGAGAAAAACACACCAUUUAGUAUCUUAACAAAUACAUUUCUGCUCUGAACUGGAAGAAAAAACCUUGAGUAGAAGCUCAC
Messenger RNA from Haplochromis burtoni (Burton's mouthbrooder), 7601 nucleotides. RefSeq lists its product as uncharacterized. Lineage: Eukaryota; Metazoa; Chordata; Actinopteri; Cichliformes; Cichlidae. Gene Ontology annotation, molecular function: transmembrane signaling receptor activity. The transcript is spliced from 15 exons. The record is from RefSeq and is a predicted model, not a curated record. Bases 73 to 2349 code for a protein of 758 amino acids. Gene Ontology annotation, biological process: cell surface receptor signaling pathway.